Molecule: messenger RNA, 2740 nt
Organism: Gavialis gangeticus (Gharial)
Lineage: Eukaryota; Metazoa; Chordata; Crocodylia; Gavialidae
Gene: SYT9
Product: synaptotagmin 9
Exons: 6
Coding region: 129-1625 (498 amino acids)
Biological process (GO): calcium-ion regulated exocytosis; regulation of calcium ion-dependent exocytosis; regulation of dopamine secretion
Cellular component (GO): membrane; dense core granule
Molecular function (GO): clathrin binding; SNARE binding; calcium ion binding
Source: RefSeq, a predicted model, not a curated record
GUGGAGAAGAAAACAUUUUAAUAUGUUUUUAUGACCUGACAGUUGCUGCUAUCAGUAUUUAAUUUUUCCAAUCCAAGUUAAGCAAUAUGUAAAGAAAGCUUAGCUCUAUAUUGUGUUCCCCAUAGGAGAUGCACAAAUCUCUAACCAGUUGGAGAAAAAACAAAAACUGUGAAAUGUCUCUGUGUUCCUUCCUUGCAGAUAUCUCAGUAAGCUUGCUAUCCUUAGUUGUCACAGCCUGUGGACUUGCUCUGUUUGGUGUGUCUCUGUUUGUGUCCUGGAAGCUUUGCUGGAUCCCUUGGCGAGAACGUGGCCUGCCUUCUGGGAACAAAGACAAGCAGGAUUCGCUGAACUGUACAGAUACAGAAACCAAUGACCAUGAGUACAGCGAGGAUUACUUGGGACAGCCUACUUCCUACCCAGAGUCCUCCAUGAAAAUUAGCCACACUUCCCCUGAUAUUCCAUUAGAUGCUCAAGCAGGGACCAAGGAGAACUGUGUACACAAUGUCCGAAUGCAUCGCCAAAUCACAGAACCAACGUCUUCUGCUCGGCACAAUUCAAUCCGAAGACAGCUCAAUCUUUCAAACCCAGACUUCAACAUCCAGCAGCUUCAAAAACAGGAGCAGCUGACUGGGAUUGGACGCAUUAAACCGGAGCUGUAUAAGCAAAGAUCAGUGGACACUGAUGAUGGACGGCGAAACAACAGCAAAACCUGUGGGAAGCUCAACUUUAUUUUGAAAUAUGAUUGUGACUUAGAGCAGCUGAUAGUAAAAAUUCACAAAGCUGUCAACCUGCCAGCAAAGGACUUUUCUGGGACUUCAGACCCUUAUGUGAAGAUCUAUUUGCUUCCAGAUAGGAAAACAAAACACCAGACUAAAGUGCACAGAAAGACCCUAAACCCUGUAUUUGAUGAAGUUUUUUUAUUUCCUGUUCCAUACAAUGACCUGACCACAAGGAAGCUCCACUUCUCUGUGUACGACUUUGACAGGUUCUCCAGGCAUGACUUGAUUGGCCAAGUGAUAGUGGAUAAUUUUUUAGAUUUGACAGACUUCCCCAGGGAAUGUAAUAUUUGGAAGGAUAUUGAAUAUGUCACCAACGACAAUGUGGAUCUUGGUGACCUGAUGUUUUCACUCUGCUACCUUCCAACAGCUGGUAGACUUACUAUUACCAUAAUAAAGGCAAGAAAUUUAAAAGCAAUGGACAUAACAGGAGCAUCAGAUCCUUAUGUGAAGGUUUCUUUAAUGUGUGAAGGAAGGCGACUAAAGAAGAGGAAAACUUCCACUAAGAGGAAUACACUUAAUCCUGUUUACAAUGAAGCCAUAGUCUUUGAUGUCCCUCCGGAAAACAUUGACCAAAUUAACUUGUCGAUAGCUGUUAUGGAUUAUGACCGUGUAGGUCACAAUGAGGUCAUCGGAGUGUGUCAAGUAGGCAACGAUGCAGAAAGCCUAGGGCGAGACCAUUGGAACGAAAUGCUCUCGUAUCCUCGGAAACCCAUUGCUCACUGGCAUCCGCUUGCAGAGGGCCCUAUUCAGCAGAAAUGUUAUGCAGGCCUUCUACGCAUGGAUGGCUGCCGAAGAGGCUUCCUCACCCUUUUAACCUAUUCAGCAGAAAUUUGGCAUUCCUGUUGAACUAUUAGGCAUUUCCUCAGGGGCAUUCUGCAGAGAGUCCAAAGGGGUAAAAAUAUCCUUUUAACCCCUCUGUCUUACCCUUGCUCUCUUCACUUGCUAAGGAAUACUAAUCCUGAUUCAGGAGAUGCGAAAAUUCAUCACAGACAGAGUCAUAUCUUGAUUUCUGAACAUUACAAUAGUUUACUUCUUACUUAGGCAAAUCUAAUGUAAUCCAUGAUAAGACUCUGGUGUUACCUAUGAAUUACUUUUAUUGUAAGAUGCAGCAGCUAAGUUCAGAAGGUUAACCUGGUCACACUAAUUUGUAAAGGUUCGCACAUAUAAAUGUGGUAACCUGUUUUAGCAUCUAGCAUAACAGCUCCCAGUGCAGAAUGCUAGGAAGGAUCAUCUUGCUGAUAUUAUUAACUCUGACCUAACCUGUAAUGCCAGUGAGUUUUGCAGAAAUAUGAUUAUUGGGCACAUUGUAUGUACUAGAAUGAAACUCUAGCUAUAUACAAUGAUUGGCAUUCUGCUUGGGUGCAGAUGUCAAAUAUAAGUUUCAGUAGCUAAUUGGCAACUCCUGGGCGCUCUAGAAAUGGCACAUCUCCAGGACUGAUCACAAUUAGUACUGCUUAAAAGACUACCUUAGAGCUACUGCAGCACAGUCUUCAUGAUAGGGAUCUCAAAGUGUUCACUGACUUUGUCUUGCCUUCAGAACUCCACAGGGCCUAUUUAGAACAUGGAUGGUGCCAAUAUGCCUGUGGCACCCUUACACAAGCUUUGCAAAGGUGUAGAAGAUCAUAGCUAUGUAUAGGCAUUACAUAUCUAAGUGGAGAAUUGUCGCUUUCCUGAUAUAAAUUACAAGUAUUCAUUCAAUAUCUACUGGGAGAAACAUGCACCUUCCAAAAGAAAGAUUUUCCAGGUGUCAACAUGGAAGAUUUCCCUUACAAGAGGAACUCUCCUGCAAGAGUGAAUGCUUGUAUGGUUCCUUCCCAGUCUGGUCCAAGAAGUGAGGGCAGGCACACCCUCCUUGCCUCUUCCCCAAACCAUGAACUGCAUGGUUUGGGGAACAGGCUGGAGACUUUGCCUUGCUGCUCCCCUCCCCUCCUGGACUGGUUGGGGAUGGGGGAGGAGCAGCA